UCAGAAUUUUCAGCUUUCCAACAUCAAUAUCUGAUGGAUUCCACUUAUCUGCCUUCAAUUUCCACUUUGAAAAGGAUGUCAUUCAAGCCCUGGUCACAUCCGUGCUCUACCAAGCUCCAAGCUUUAGACAUACCUGAAAAAGCACAAGAAAAGCUGCCCCACACAAGCCCCCCCCCAAAAGAACAAAUGCAUACCAAAAGUGUAUUCAAAUCACAACAAGCUAUGCAUUUAUUACGCAAUAAGAAAAUCCUUUACAGAUAGUUCACUCAUUGUAUUGUCAAUACAAGGCAUAGCAACUAAUUGCAAAGGAAUUGCAAUGGAGGGUAUUUAGCCAGACAAUGAAUGUUAAGAGAAAUAUGAACACGUUUAGUGACCUUACGUGAUGCUUGCUGCGCAAGGAAACUUGUAUAAACAAUGAGUUAGGAGAGUUCCUGGUGGUCUCGGGUAUUGGAAAGCGCACAGGACACAGCACACUGAAAAAUGCAAAGGAAACAAGCCACUCCCCACAAUAGCCCUCCAAUAAUGCAUUACAGUACUGCCGUACUAAGGACAACUAGCACUAGGAAUACAAUUCAGAAUAAGAUUUAAGAAACUUCCCAGAAGAACCUUCAAAUACCGCAGGCUGGGACGCGACGGAUUCCUUCCGUAAGAACUGUAGACGUGGACUUGAAUGUUGAUUUUUCAAGGACAGGCCAUAUUACUUAAUCUGUAAGAGUCACAAAUACACAAGCCCCUCCCAACCCAACAAAGCAGAUCCUGUACAGAAUUCCAAUGACUCGUAGUAAAGAGACUUGUUACCACACUCCCUGCUACACCAGGGGACUAGUUCUGAAGUUGCUAUCCUGCGGGGCAAAAAGUCCACUUGAAUCUUGUUGGGGUGCACCUGGAUGUUUCUUAUUCAAGCCAUUUUGCGUUGGGCAACAUGGAGCUGUGAAGUCUAGGGAAAAGACUGAUUAACGCCCCACAACCCCCCCCCCCCCCAUCCCAGUUCCAAAAUAUUAUGUGCAUAAAACCCAGUUUACAACACAUUCCAAAUAGGGUAGAAUCAAUAACAAAUCUAAUGGAUGUAUUGAACAAUACCUUCCUACAUCUCUUUAAAGCGGGUGCGAAUGAUCCCGAUCCGUGGCGAUAUAAAAUUUAAGAUGAGCUCAACUUGUAUCGAUUGUUAGAAUUGGGAGAGAUUCUUUUGAAGAUCAGCUUUAGGGGGCCAUGCCUGUGGAAAGAAAACUCGAAACACGUUUUAAAUGCCCCCUCCCCCUAACCCCAAUUCUUUUAUCCAGGAUUCACCAAAUCAAAAACAUUACUCCUUUUGAUGGCAAAAUUGACUACAUUUAAACAGGAUGGGCAACGAGGAGUUGAUGUACAGGAUAGUUACACCCACAUGUACAUUUCAUGCAUGAACUCACUGCUCGGGUUAAGAGGUAGAUGCAGCUGAUCUGUACCACUGAUGCGACGCUGGAGUACUGAAGAUUGCAGUAUACACUCAACCGUCCGGACUGGAGAGCCUCCACUCGCACACGCCAAUGCUGAAAGCUUCUUUGAGGAGGACCUAUCGAACGACAAAGGGACUGCGCCUCUGCCUCCGGCUUGGGGAACUAGUCGUGAUCGCAGGGAAGGGGAGAAGUCCGAUAUGGUGUUCCUCUCGCCAGCACACUACGACGGCAUUCAUCACAGCAGACAGCACCACACUCAUGUCAGCGCACAACGGGAGGGGUGACCACGGUACACAACGCGUAACACGGCUUGCCUGAAAAGAGGAAGAAAUCUGUGCGAGAAAUCGUGUUUCCAACAAUUGCUUGUGAAAUAACUAAAUGCCUGAGAAUGUGAGAUACCGCUACCCAAUAUACAAACCACCGCCUUGUUUUUUAAACUUGAGAAGCAAGAAGACACGUCUGAGCCCCGUCCCACCCUCUGAUCACUGGCUGGCUUGCUCUGGAACUGCUCGAAGGCGAUGGCCACUCUGCUGCAGAUGUCGGUGUUGCUACCCUGCACUGCGCCUCUGGCUCCCUCUGGUGUACACUCGCCGCUGCUGCUGCCUCAUGCUCUCUUGGGGCCCCUCGGCUUCUCCCUCCACGCACACUGGUCCUGCCUGGAACCACUCUGGUCCUCCCACGCCCUCUGGUCCUGUCCUGCCUGGCUCCGCCCUCUGGUCCUCCCGCUGUCCCGUGGCCCCGCGCCGCUCUGGUCCUGCGAUCUUCAUCUAACUAAGUCCAUUUCCUCCCCUUGACAACUCAGUCCAUUUCCCCACCCAGGAAAAAAAAAAUCUUCUGUCUUCUCUAGGCAGCCAAAAAAAAAAAAAAGAUAACUUAAAGAAAGAAAAAAAAAGACCGUCUUCAUUGAGCUACAACUGAAGCUCUACUUUGGUAACUUGCAAACUGGUUUCUCUGGUCGACAACACGUCGAAUGUUAAAUAACGUCAAACCUAAACAAUGUCGUGAAAAGAAACUAGAAAAACCCGAAUAAAUUCAUAAAUUAGAAAUGCCAGUCUAGAUGACGUCAUAGACACCAAGUGCCGGGACUCAUUCACCAUAUUUAGAGUCUACAAAUUUGAUCGCCUUGACUGAUCCAUACCAAGCAACCGGGGUUCUUUGUUAACCACUCGAUCCUCAAAUUCAGUUUGCUAAAAACUUAACGAAAGCUAACGCCAGCUAAUUUACCCCAUCAACUAUUCCUUUCCGUCAAGGUUAUCCCCGGCGUUCUUAAAUAUUACAUGACGCAAAAACUUUAGUCCAUCACUGUUACUCUCGCUUUUUGUUUUUAUAUUUUCAGUAAUCAUCUUAAUUGCGCACCGUUAAACUGACUGAUGCUAUUAAAAGGUUUAUCUUCGCACCAAAAUCGACGGUGCCUUUAGCCUAGCGGACACAGCUAGCCUCUCAGACCACUCCCUUUAGUUGGGUCACGAGUCAGUCAAACUCAACCAAUAGCUACCGUCGUAGCUGCCACGUCAUGGCUACCAAAAUUAGAAGCAACAACUUGAAAUGGCUCGAUCAUAAACUGAAAAUGAACCAGAACUUAAUGUUUCUAAGACCAGUCGAGAUAUUAUUAACAAACUGUUAACAAGUAACGUUUUUUUAACUAACGUUAACGUUAGUGAGUAUAAACUCUGCUCACGUGGCCUGCCGUUGGUCAUAUAACGUUAACUGACGUCGAAAAAUACGAACGCUAACGCCGAAAUCGAGGUGAUACUGAGGGUUGAUUAGACAGGCUACCCGCUGAAACAUAUUAAAAAGAAAACAAAAACGUAGUGCUAAAAAAAAAAAACAAUAGAUCAACGUUCAAGAAGGUUGAAGCUGAUUGUUCGAUACAGGGCCUACUGCUCUGAUCACACCACGACGACAAAAACAAUUAUCAGGUAAGAUAGUUUAAAUAUAUAUUCUCGCCCUUAACAACUGAGACUCGCAGACAAUGAAACAAAGAAAACAAGAUUGGUUUAACCUGACCGCCUGACACCAAACGAAGUCGUGGAAAAUGCUGUCUGAGCUGGAAUGGCGUCAAUAGGGGUAUUUAUACUGUUAGGGUGACCCGGCUCCAGCAAGAGAAGAUAUUCAUCCGGGGAAAAAAGUAGUACCCACAUUGAAACUACGAAAAAAACGCUUACAAAAUCUGAUUCUGGCCUUAUAUUGAAGUUCAGAACAGAACGUCGAUUAAAGAAAAUUAGUAACGUGGGCUGUAUGGCGAUAUUAAUGAUAAAUAGUGCAGGUGAAAAGACAUUGUUCAGUAAGCUAGAUGCAGAGCUGCUCCCAUCCUAAUUGUAUAGGUAUAACACGGAUAGUAUUGUGCUUAUGUUUUCUGCUGACUUUCCUAUUUGGAAAUAUAAAGUUACGAUACGCAAAGUAGUUCAGUAUUUCAGAGUUAAAAUCCCAUGAUACCGGCCAAAACGGCUGACGUCACAGUAACGGCUUCGCGGAUGAAUCUUUACUUGCCUGCAACAAGGUCCGACAAACCGGAUCAAACUAGAACAGGGUUGUAUAGCCGGAUCUUUUUCCCUUUUACUGCAAUGUUAGGCUACAUGUUAUUGAUAAACGAUAGAAAACUGCCCACUCAUCUCUCAAAACCUGGAUGGCUUAUGUUCAAAAAGCUAUUAUCAUUUUGUGAUUCUUUUUGGUAGAAUAAGUCAUUUGAAACAGUAAUGCUGGCAGUAUUCUCACAUCAAAUGUAUCAUGUAGAUCCAAUUUUACAAGCCUCGAGUACGUUUGCUUUGUCUUUCAUGUCCAUUUCAACCUUAAGAAGUGAGAGGUUCAGUAUCAGUGUUAAUGUUGGUUGUCGAGUCUACGUGAUUAAACUAGAAAUAUCCAGAAACAUCCAGAGCCAGACAACUGUGUUGCUAGAACGGGGUGGAAAAUUACCAGAUCCUAAGGAGAAAACGGGAGUUAUUCUACUGACCAGCAGAGGGUGCAUUAUCCCUCCUGCUGAUUCUCAGCAUUGUUGAGAGUCCGGGCCUGGACAAGUCUGGGCAAACCUCCCACAUUAUAUUUAAUUUGUCUUAUCUUGAUAGCUGUCGGUCCUGGAAAGGGAGCUCUAGAUACCAAAGUAAUGUAUGGUAACCUUUACCAUAAUUUGAGAUUCACUAUAUAAAAAAAACGAAACCCAAAUGUGUAACAUGAUAAAAAUAGAACAAUUCCUUCCUGCUUAAUCCUUAUAGUUAAUUGAAUAUUUUCAGAUUUUAGUCUGUUAAUUACUAACUCAAUAUUCUAAAAACGGCAAAGAUGUACACAAUUAAUCCCUUUGUGGAUAGAAGCUCUGUGUGUGAAUUCUAAGGGUGGGCAGGAUCGCUCACUGUCAUUGAUCAGCUAUGUGGGGAGUUGUCCUCAGUAUGAGUUUCAGCCUGUCCCAACCUCAAUGAAUGGAUCGUUGUCAUGUUGAUAGACAAGGAAAUACCCGCACAGAUUAGAAAAAGAGGCCCCCUCUGUCAUGUGAUGGACAUGCCAUGCCAGGCAUUUAAUGCUAUAGGCUUAAAAGACCGUAGUGUGAUACUGUCAAUCAACAACAUUUAAUAGGUGUUGUUGUGACUCUGGGAUUGUGUUAGAAGACAUGAAGCGUAUUCAACGGAAAUGAAGACUGGGAGGUGUUUGGAUUAUGAAAGCUCUCUCAGAGGUUGUGAAAUGUACAGAUUUCUGUUAUCUGUUCUGUUCUGCUGAAAUAUUUCCGAUUGCUGUAUCAAAAACACAUCAAGAAAACUGAGACAGAUUAUUAAUGAGACAACCUGAAAAUGAACAAUGUUUAGGCCAAACCAGAAAUGUGAUACCUCACAAAUAACAACGCCUCACAGUGAUUUAUAUUAAUUAAUUAACAGUCUUGCUUAUGGCUUUGCAACGUUAGAGUUCAUUUUAUAAAAGCACAGUAGGGAUAGCUUCUACAGUAAACAUUGUAUGACAUAACCUUGGAUGGCUGACAAAUAUAAACCAAGUUAUCUAUUGUCAUAUUGCCCCCCCAUCCUAAAUGGGUUCCCCUAGAACUCAGCCAGAUGCUGGCAGGAACCUCUCAAUGGGGCAGCUUUGGGAAGUUCAAAAGCUUUGUUUAAUGCUGAUCCCUGCUUUUUGGAAAUGAAAACAAACUAAACAAAAAGUGUCAUAGGAGAUUAUAGAAUAAAACAAUGAAGUGCGAGGUAGCACAAAAACAUGGGAAAACCAUACAAGCUACAUAUACCGUUGGUAAAGUGAACCACAUUAUUGAUCCUUUUCCGCGGGGCUCGGUUCGAUUGUCGCUCUCUUUCAACUGGUUCAAUGAGCGCCCGGUUGUUAUAUCAGACGUGAUGCAAAAUCAAGCCACCAUACAUUCCUGCUCACAAGCCGGGGUUUCAUUAUGCUGCGGCCAGUCACGGAGGAACUCAAACUCAAUCAGAAACAGUCCGAUACUGGAUACCUUGCCAAAACCCUUGGAGAAUCAAUCUUUUUUUUAAAAAGGACAUCUUUUUAGGCCUAAACUUCUUAUAAUAGUUUGGAGUCUUGUUUAUUUUUCACGAAAGUUCCCCAUAUGCUAUAAAUCUUUGUAGUCAGAGACAGCAGCCGAUCAUCGUAGUCUUAAGUAGUAAUUUUUGCAGCUGACAUUGAGAGACAAUUUAUAGCAUUUUCGAAAAUCUGAUAAUUUGGAAAAAAAGGUAGAGUACAGGGUUCCCCAUCAGUUCCCCUUGUUGACCCAACCAAGACGGCGUCAACAGUCUACCACCAGUGAAGAGAAGGGGGAUGGAGAAGUUUUUUAAGCCUGUUCAUAGCCCUUCUGACUCGGACGAAAUCAAGCCGCGGAAGCACCAUCACCGACAUCAACCUCCCCUUCACCAAGAACCUCCGUCACACAGGUACACACUGUUUGAUGAGUCUGACAGAAACACAGAUGAAAGCCACGGGCGCCACCAUCAACAUGGCCGCUUUGUCCAUGAUAGCCCUCUUCGUGACAGCCCUCAUCACGACGCCCAUCAUCGUCGUCCAGCUCAGCAGUUUCACCACUGCGAAGAGGAUAAGAUACUGUACAACCACAAAACACCUGUAAUCCUCGCCAGGGCCUCUUCCUCUUCCCUCUCUUCAUCCUCGUCCUCGUCCUCUUUUUCCUCAUGGUACACGGAGGAAAGUGGAAAUGAUCCAUUUUCUCUUCGUCAAGCGGAGCAGCCACAGCACUCCUUGUCCUGCUCCAACAUCUCAGAUGCGCGCAGGGGUUUCAGGGAGGACGCCAGCGCAACGCCCAUUGUCUUUGCCACCGUCAAACACGGCAACAAGGGCGGUGUUUGUAGUGAGAUGCACGAGGGUGUACAAACGAGGGGAAAGCAGGGUUUUGCUUGUCUUGACCGAGGUCUCAGCAGAAGUGAAGAGGGCCUCCUGCAAGGUAAUGAAAGCGAUCUUGGAGGGGAACAGUCCAGAGUACAACACGUCCCCCAAGGGCACCUGUUCAAGGCAGCUAGUCUGAACCGAAGCCUGGCAUUCAGUGAGGAGGACUUUCUGUUAGGGGUCUCCAAAGGCCCCAAAAGAGCGGUGUCCUCCUUUCAGCUACCAAGCAAAGGCAUCCUCAAGAACAAGCAGCCUCACACAGACAUUCGCAAGGCUAAGUCGAUGGAGGUGCUUUCCCCAAGAGUCCCCAAGGGGCAAGGUCCUGGUGGACAGAAAGGGAAGGGUUCAAGCGCUCAAGUAGAGCAAGCCAAGGCUAAUUUCGUGCAGGGAAAGUUGCAAUUCUCUGCCUUUUUAGAUGAGAUUACAAAACAGGUCAUAAGUCCGUCGGCUCUCACUAUCUUGGGUGUGGGCAAGGACAAAAGUAGCGUAAAGGCACCGGCCCCAGCUCAAGCACCUGGCCCGGUCAAGCCUCAGCUCCCACCCAAGAAGCACAGAAAGAGCUUAGGGGAGGACAGGGAGCAGCGCCCGAGACAGGAGAUGGCGGCUCGCGACGGCCCCCGGAAACAAUCAGACAGCUCCCUUCCUGACAAACUGAUCUCGUACGCGGCGAGGAACCACCACGGUAGCCCCCCGCCUCAUUACUGCCCCAGUUCACCCGGGCAAAAUGCUCCCCAGGAGAGCCGCCGCAGGGACAGCAGGCCGUCGCCUACUGGGGGCUGCGCAUCGGGGGAGAGAUAUGCUCGGGGCGCCCCCCACCUCACGGAUUGCACCAGCACCAGCCCGGAGGACAACCAGCCAAGACAACGGCGCCAACGCAAACCGCAGCCCGCUGCCCCCCACGGUCAAUACACGCAGCACUUCCCUCAGCAGCAGCCUCAACAGGGGCCAGCCGGCGCCGGGCACAGAGGGCCCGCCAGCCCCCCUGUGUCCUCUGGCCAGGGUACUGGGCCACGCAUCGGAUCCGAGUCUUCUUCCCCAAAAUCGGAUUCAUCGAGGACCAGAGACGACGCCUCCACGGCGACCAGCCACAGCUCUGAGCAGAGUAGCCGCCAGCAGUCACAUGUGAAACAACACAGGGACCCGCUGUGUGAUGACGACCAUUUCCAGGCGCUGCAGGAGGAGAAUACAGAUCUUCACCAGAACUUACUGCAGACUGUGGUUUGCAUUGAGAGCCUGGAGGUGGAGUUGCAGAGAACCAGGGACGAGCUUGGCCACGUCAAGGAGAAAUAUAAAAGCCUCCUUGAGACUCACACUGGGACCAAACAGGCCAAUAAUCGGCUGGGCGAACACCUGCACAUAGCGUCGGAGAGCCUCACGAGUGAGAGGAAAUACCUGCAAAACCGCGUGUCCCAGCUGAGCUCGGAGUUGGAAGACGCCCACCAGACCAUCGCCGCCCUGGAGAACAUCAAUGUGCCGUGCUUGAUGAAGGAGUUAUUGGAGAAGCACUUUGAUUCAACUAAUGCCAUGCAGAAGAUCCUGGCGACCUCCGCUCCAAUCGGCCAUUCUGCCACCUCCGUAAAAGCAGACGCCCGGUGCCACGCGCCUAAAGAGGAAGAAGCUCCACAGGAUUGGGGGGCCAGGCCCGACGCGGGGCCGCAGCGGGUCACAGCCUUCAUUCCAUUUAAACAGGUGGCGCCAACAACAGCCUCCGAAGGCCCUCUCCACAGUCAGCAUGAAUCCAGCCACAGCCCCCCGCUCUCCGUGGCUGACAUCAGCACUGCCAUCUAUCAGAAAAUGGCUGCCGGCUAUGCAGCCAGACCAAAAGCUCUUUAUCCCCAGGCCCGACAGCAGCUCCCCCCGGGCAGCAGCAACCACGCCGACAGCCGCCCAAACCUGCAGCAGGGCCGCGUGGCCGGCGACAGCUGGGGCUGGAAUCCCGGGGUGAAGGUGACACUUGUGGAGCAGGAUGUUGUGGAAACAACCUCCAUUACUGCCCAGCAGAUCCUGGAUGAUUUCCUGAAGCAGCUGCAGCCCUACGAGGAGGCGGGUGGAGGGAAGGAGCAGCAGGCUGUGCAGGAGUGGGCGGCAGAACAAACAGGCAGAGUGGCAGAAUGAGUGUGUAUAUUCUUAUCUUAUUGCCAUGCGUCUGUAUUCAUAUAAGCCAGAUGUAUGGUAUAUAUAUUGUAUUGUAUUUCCCAGGUACCAGGCAUUUCUUUUUUAGUAUAUAUUCUAAGUAAGUGCAACAAUUGUAAAAAGUAAAUUAUUUCCAUACAAUAAAAAGAUCUCUACUUUCCAGUAAAAAAUAGUAGCAAUCAAAUUAAAUAGCAAGAUAUAUGUAUUCAAAUUUCCAUGCAUGCAUGUUAGAUAUAUUUCCAUUUGUGGUAACUUAAACAAUAUGCAAUUUACUACUGUGUUCCCUUAAAAACCCUGUUGUACCAUUAAUUCAAAUUAUUGCAUUUGGUUCCUUUUGUGUUUGUGGUUUAUACAUUUAAGGGAUAACUGGAAAACUGCAGCGCAAUGCCUCUAAGGUUAAACAUUUUAAAUGAUUUAUGGAUUUAUGUGAAGUAGAAUUAGCACAGAAUGAAUGUGUAAAUAUGAUUUCACUCUGUGUAUGUGUACAUAAUAUAGAUGAAACUUGGUGGCCGUUCCAUUCAGAAAAGAUCAAUGUUGUUUGUUUCUUACCAGUGUCCACUUUACCCCCCAAAUUCUGCAAUGAAUAAUGCUAGCCCAUUCAAAAUGUAACUGUGUCAUUGUUAUUCCAAUAAAGAUAAUCGCCUUGAAUGAA
Pungitius pungitius (ninespine stickleback) is the source of this 9543-nucleotide messenger RNA. RefSeq lists its product as uncharacterized. Lineage: Eukaryota; Metazoa; Chordata; Actinopteri; Perciformes; Gasterosteidae. Bases 6183 to 8873 code for a protein of 896 amino acids. The record is from RefSeq and is a predicted model, not a curated record. The transcript is spliced from 7 exons.